AUUACCAGGUUCCUGUCUGUUGGCCGUUCGCCAUGACUUUGAACAGCUAGAGCAAACAUGCAAUUCCCAACGACGGCGCAAUCAUCAACUUGCUCCCUUCUCAUGCUACUCCAACUGCAUGCCGCGGCAGCAGCGCUCUCAAUUCCUUCCCCAAGUCCCCUCUCCAGCCUAGCCACCGACACCGGGAUACCCAGCCAGAACCUUCUAACCUACCUCUCCACCACCCACGAUACUUCACCUCCCAACUCCUUCGCUCUGUGCACCACCAUCCUCUCCCGUGAUAAAGCCGCCCUCCUCCUACCAAACGCACGCAUCCCGCUGUCUUCGGCAGGUUUCAUCGACUGCUUCCUCGAGAAGCCACAAGGGCCGCAAGCAGAAGAAGACAACCAGCACCAACAACUGGUCUUUACAGGAAUUCCGGCGGGAUGGCAAUUUAGUAUCACCGAUAUUACGGUCGGUGGGUGGUUGGAACUCGAAAGGGGGGGUUUUCUUGAGAGGGUUUCGCUUUCUCUUAUCUAUUCAGUCGCCACUUCCACCGAGAAGAUUGCUGGUGUUGGUGGUGAUAGUAGCAGCAGCAUGGGACACGAUAUGCACAACAGUCAAGAAGAAGAAGUCCAAAGAGAUAAGGGGUGGAAAUGGAAAUGGGAUCUCAUCAAAAGAAGGGAACGCAGAAAACCGAGUAAAGCAAUGCCAGGAACCAAAGGUGGAAGUCAAGCUCUCGUCGACACAGCAACAGCAAUAGCUCCCUACGGCCGUUUCGGCACCGGAUACCGAGGGGGGUUCAACUUGUCUAUACCUGUCAAGCCCUCCUCAGGCGCCAGCAAGAACGGGAAGAGAGAGCAACGACUGGCUGUUUCAUCGUGCUCGACGGGUACUGAGAUGGAGGUUAGGUUGGGCGCUGAAUUGUGGAUUUCGCUUUCGAGUGAGCAGAUUGAGUUUGAUGAUACGGUUGUUCAUCGGGGGAGGCUGGGUGGUGAGCUUGAAGAGGACCCGGGAGAAGGCGAUGGGCGGCAUCAGGGAUGGGAGGCGUGUGAGAAGACGUUGCGGGUAGGGAUGAGAGGGGAGUGGAAGAGGUGUUGAUGGAGGUUGCCUGAUGGGGAGGUGACUUGUGUUGAUAGUGGUGAGGCUGGAGCGGUUGAGAAGGGGAUGAGUAUUGGCGGAUGGAAGGUUGCUGGGAGGUGAGGGAGUGGAUUAACGAAGGACUUAUCUACGUUGAAUGGCACAGGAGUAGACGAUGGAAUAUGGCGUGUUCAGGGGUUAGGUAUUUAUUUGGGC
Molecule: messenger RNA, 1275 nt
Organism: Neurospora crassa OR74A
Lineage: Eukaryota; Fungi; Ascomycota; Sordariomycetes; Sordariales; Sordariaceae
Exons: 1
Coding region: 58-1080 (340 amino acids)
Source: RefSeq, a predicted model, not a curated record